Messenger RNA from Brienomyrus brachyistius, 6328 nucleotides. RefSeq names its product eph receptor A7 (gene epha7). The transcript has 17 exons. The record is from RefSeq and is a predicted model, not a curated record. Gene Ontology annotation, biological process: axon guidance; cell surface receptor protein tyrosine kinase signaling pathway; protein phosphorylation. Bases 82 to 3084 code for a protein of 1000 amino acids. Gene Ontology annotation, molecular function: protein binding; transmembrane-ephrin receptor activity; ATP binding. NCBI's taxonomy places the organism in Eukaryota, Metazoa, Chordata, Actinopteri, Osteoglossiformes, Mormyridae. Gene Ontology annotation, cellular component: plasma membrane; neuron projection.
AGCUGGUCUAGCAUCGUCAAUGGAAAUCGGGCGUUGUGGAGGCAAAGCGCGCACACCGACUAGCUAACUUCCAGUCGCACCAUGGUUUCCACUACGAUUCGUUUUCCGUGGAUUACCCUUUGCCUUCAUUUAUGCUAUUUUACGAACACUGGAGUAGCACAAAAUGCGAAAGAAGUGAUCCUGUUGGAUUCUAAAGCGCAGCAAACCGAGCUGGAGUGGAUUUCCUCACCUCCUAGCGGGUGGGAGGAGAUCAGCGGCCUGGAUGAAAACUAUACCCCCAUCCGCACAUACCAAGUCUGCCAGGUGAUGGAGCCCAAUCAGAACAACUGGCUACGGACUAACUGGAUAGAGAAGGGCGAUGCCCAGAGGAUUUUUGUGGAACUGAAGUUCACAUUGAGGGAUUGUAACAGCUUACCGGGCGUGGUGGGCACAUGCAAGGAGACGUUCAACUUGUAUUACCAGGAGACCGAUUCGGAGGUUGGAAGGAAUAUACGGGAGAGCCAGUACGUGAAAAUUGACACUAUUGCCGCUGAUGAAAGCUUCACCCAAGGGGAUCUGGGCGAAAGGAAGAUGAAGCUGAAUACCGAAGUGCGCAUUAUCGGCCCCCUAUCCAGACGCGGGUUCUACCUGGCCUUCCAGGAUGUGGGAGCGUGCAUUGCACUGGUGUCCGUCAAAGUGUAUUACAAGAAGUGCUGGUCGAUCAUUGAGAAUUUGGCCACUUUCCCCGACACUGUGACCGGAUCUGAGUUCUCGUCUCUUGUCGAAGUGGAAGGGAUGUGCGUGAGCGACGCAGAGGAGGAGGCCGACAACUCUCCCAAGAUGCACUGCAGUGCCGAGGGGGAGUGGCUUGUUCCCAUUGGGAAGUGUAUCUGCAAGGCGGGAUUCCACCAGAAGGGUGACGCUUGUGAACCCUGUGGUCGUGGCUUCUACAAGGCAUCGUCGCAGGACCUGCAGUGCUCACGCUGUCCGGCACGCAGCUACAACGACCGCGAAGGCUCCUGGCGCUGUGACUGCGAGGACGGCUACUACCGCGCGCUGUCCGACCCGCCGUCCGCGGCCUGCACGCGGCCCCCUUCAGCGCCGCAGAAUCUGGUCUUUAACAUCAACCAGACCACGGUGACCCUGGAGUGGACCCCCCCAGCAGACACGGGGGGCCGCAGUGACGUCACCUACCGGGUGGUGUGCCGCCGCUGUACCUGGGACCCUGAGGAGUGCGUGCCGUGCGGCAGCAAUGCGGUGUACGUCCCCCAGCAGGCUGGCCUAGCCGACACCUAUGUCACCAUCUCCGAGCUGUUGGCGCACGCCAACUACACCUUUGAGGUGGAGGCGGUGAACGGCGUCUCGGACCUCAGCCGCACACAGCGGCUCUUUGCCGCCGUCAGCAUCGCCACCAGCCAGGCAGCACCCUCACAGGUCAGCGAGGUCAUCAAGGAGUGGGUCCAGCAGCGCAGCGUGCAGCUGUCGUGGCAGGAGCCCGAGCAGCCCAACGGCGUCAUCACCGAGUACGAGAUCAAGUACUAUGAGAAGGAUCAGAAGGAUCGCAUUUACUCAACGGUGAAAUCGAAGUCGACGUCCGCCACAGUUAACAACCUGAAGCCCAGCACGGCGUACGUGUUUCAGAUCCGGGCCUUCACGGCUGCGGGCUACGGCACGUACGGCCCGAGGCUGGAGGUCACCACAAAGGAGGAGGCCUCAGCCACUGUUGUCUCCAGCGAACAGAACCCGGUCAUCAUCAUUGCCGUGGUGGCCGUGGCCGGGACUAUCAUCCUGGUUUUCAUGGUCUUUGGCUUCAUCAUUGGGAGAAGGCACUGCGGAUACAGCAAGGCCGACCAGGAAGGGGACGAGGAGCUUUACUUCCAGUUUAAAUUUCCAGGCACCAAAACUUACAUCGACCCUGAGACCUACGAGGACCCGAACCGAGCCGUCCAUCAAUUCGCCAAGGAGCUGGAUGCUUCCUGCAUCAAGAUCGAGCGGGUGAUCGGAGCAGGGGAGUUCGGAGAGGUCUGCAGCGGCCGGCUGAAGCUGCCGGGGAAGCGCGAUACAGCCGUGGCCAUUAAGACCUUGAAAGUGGGCUACACAGAGAAGCAGAGGCGGGACUUCCUGUGCGAGGCUAGCAUCAUGGGCCAGUUUGACCACCCCAACGUAGUGCACCUGGAGGGCGUCGUGACCCGUGGAAAGCCCGUGAUGAUUGUGAUUGAAUAUAUGGAGAAUGGUUCAUUAGACGCAUUUCUUAGGAAACACGACGGCCAGUUCACGGUCAUCCAGCUGGUGGGCAUGCUGCGGGGCAUCGCUGCCGGCAUGCGCUACCUCUCCGACAUGGGAUACGUUCACCGCGAUCUGGCAGCGCGCAACAUUCUCGUCAACAGUAAUCUUGUAUGCAAAGUGUCUGACUUCGGACUGUCAAGAGUGAUCGACGAUGACCCUGAAGCCGUGUACACGACUACGGUGAGCGAGAUACAUCCAGACAAGGGUGGAAAAAUACCAGUGCGGUGGACAGCGACAGAAGCUAUCCAGUACCGCAAAUUCACAUCUGCUAGUGAUGUCUGGAGUUAUGGGAUUGUCAUGUGGGAAGUCAUGUCCUAUGGGGAGAGACCUUACUGGGACAUGUCCAAUCAAGAUGUAAUAAAGGCAAUUGAGGAAGGCUAUCGCCUGCCCGCCCCUAUGGACUGCCCCUCGGGGCUACACCAGCUGAUGCUGGACUGCUGGCAGAAAGACCGCAACGAGCGGCCCAAGUUUGACCAGAUAGUGGGCAUCCUGGAUAAAAUGAUCCGGAACCCCAACACACUAAAAACCCCUGUAGGAACCUGUACAAGACCGAUUAGUCCCCUUUUAGAUCAGAGCACACCAGACUUCACCACUUUCCGCUCGGUGGGGGAUUGGCUCGAGGCCAUCAAGAUGGAGAGAUACAAAGACAGCUUCACAGCAGCCGGCUACAGCUCACUGGAGUCCGUAGCGAGGAUGAGUAUCGAGGAUGUGAUGAGCUUGGGAAUCACCUUAGUGGGUCAUCAAAAGAAGAUCAUGAGCAGCAUACAGACUAUGCGGGCGCAGAUGCUGCACCUCCAUGGCACCGGGGUCCAGGUGUGACAUAGACCCCCCUCCCCCCAUCCAGAACAAUGCCUGGGUCUACCUGCGGACAGUCAUCCAAAACAUGUCAUUUCCUGUCGCUCUUGGAUUUGCGGAAUAACACGGUCAUGCCUCUGGGCUGUCCGCACGAAGGGUAUGACUUUCUGUCGGUCACGGGCCGGAGAAGAUGCUACCUGGACGCUUAAUUUUUUUCAGGGCUCUGAAGAACUCUUCCUUGUAUUUGAGAAAAGAGGCAGAGCAAUGGAAAUGAUUUUAUGGAUUUUACAUUGUUCAUUUAUUAACUUUGUAAUUUUAUUUUUUUUCUGGUUGCCAUCAGUAUGGAUUCCACUAAACCCUCAUUUUUCCCUCCACGAAGAAACACUAGUUUUCCCCACAGUGGUGAUUUCACUGUUAUAUUCACUCUUGUUUUCUUCCUAUUUCCACCGCGGUGACAUGGUAUGAAACCAUAACAUCUUGUCUUUUUUCCUUCUUCCCCUCGAGUCUUUCUUUUUUUCCUCUUAAUUUGGAACUGACGACAGGGUAAAGUCGGAACCGGGCUAAACGUGGCGUUCGAGGGGCCUAGUGAUAGGUUCCUAGGUACUAUGGACGGUGUGUAGGGAUGCCCCCCCCCCCAGUCGUGGGGGUGCACAUGAGGUGCGGCAUGGUGCUGCUGCCCGGUAUUCACUUAAGGGUGAUAUUUUUGCACCACAGUUCAGCUGUGUUUAGGAAUAAAGUUCACAGAGCCGUUUGCUGCUUUACGGAAGUGUUUUAUAGUGGGUUUAUUUGAUGGUCAUAAUUUUGUUGAAAUCAUCUUUUUUUUUUUUAAUGUUCACGUGCCAAGAGCAAAACAAUGAUUAUACCUAACGACUGAAAAAAAAGAAAGAAAACAUGCCGAAAACGACAAAUUUGAUUUAUGAAUAUCAAGCAUAGAGAUUAAGACAUUCGUAAAACUUCAUUUACUACUUAUAUUUAUUUUGUCUGCAGGAUAUUUUGCAUCCUGAAUUUUAAUAAAUGAUAAGGAUCCUCAGAUAGCACUAUGGAAAGAUUGUACUAAGGCAAAUAGGGGUGAUUCAAUCUAACGCAAAGGCUUUAGAGAUGGUGAUACCCUUAAAAAGGCAAGGUGAACAGUAAAUAAAGCAGUCAUACCUUUUGUUAUUUCCUUCAUGACAUUUUUCCAUUCUGUCUCAGUUCUGAUACGUGGAAAGUGUUGUGUUGGUUUUGUCGGAAGCUGUAACGCCUUAAAUGAUAUUUUUUCGGUAUCACUAUAAGUAAACUCUUUGCGGUUGAAUGUGCCUGAUGUCUUUGACGGACUGAUACGACAGUAUGCUGGGUUUCUCCUCUGUUAUUGUGGUAUCCUUCCUAGAACUUGAAUCAAAUAAUAAAAAUAAAUAUGUACUUUCAUCUAGAGGUUGUAGUGAUAAACAUUGUUUGUAUACUAGCGGGUCACUCGACCAAACAGAGCAAUAAUAUCUCCCGAUAAAAUAUGUCAUCUUUGAAAUGUCAAGGUUCUAGGUUCUAGGUUUUAUAGCAACGUUGCUGGUGUUUGGGUGAAAAGUCUCAGCUACUGAUGAGAGAGAGAAUGCACGAUGACCUUUCUCAAGCAGCGGACCGCCUGGAGAGAUACUUUUGAUUGUUUAUUUAAGUGUAUCUGCUCAAUCUACCCAGGCAUUUGCAUUUUACAACAUACAUAAAUAUUUUAAGCCCCCCCCCCCCCCCCCCCUCGUAUUUAUGCAUAACGGGGCAACGUGAAAAACAGACUCUGCAACCAGGUGUUCACCAAUAAUCCUUUGGUGCCGCCAUCCUCUGGUUUCCUGCAACCAAUGAAUGUGUUACAGUGUGGAACCUGUCUCCAGCUUUUUUUUAUUUUCUUUGCUUUGCUCUUCAUUAUUAAAAAAAAGGUCUUUCCAGUUGGAGUGGUUUAAGGGGGUUAUGAUGACGUGAGACAUUCCUCUCCAAUUGCAGAAGACACCAACACUGUUAGGGCAGUGGUGCAUUGCUACGUGCGUGUUGUAUGGAACUGUGAGACUGGCAUCCAGCAGUCUGAAUGGCGAGAAGCUCAGAAUAGAGAGGUAGUCUGCCCUGAAGUAAUCCAACUGACUACCUCAUAAAUCUAUCGCGGCUUCAUGCUAACAAAUAUCUGCUUCCCGAGUCGACCUCCAGAAUCUCCCAAAAUGUCUUUGCGUGAGAUCCCUCCCUUCCGCUUUGUAUCAGUGCGUUAGACUGUCGCUGGCUUUGAGGAAGCUGAAGCCAGCGUGUUUGUUUGCAUUCGCCCCGUGUGACGAUGAGCUCCGAAUGUGACCCAUGGCCGGGCAUAAUCUCUGAACCACAGCAGCCCGCACACGCUGCAUGUGGGGCCGCCGGUCCACCGGCCAGCUGGGUGCCGGCGUGUGCCGCCCUGCUCUGGAACGUGGAGCGGGCUGUAGAUCCUCUCCUUCUGCCCUUGCCUUAAACCUUACCAUCUGGUGCUCUGCCAGCCUUCUAAAUUGAAUACCAGCAUGAACACCCCGGUCAGCACAAACGUUACGGACGAGGUGCUGCAGUCAGUCAUCUCCAUCCCUCUGCACCUCAAAAAGGGACGGAUCCUUAAACAGGCCCAGGUGGGACGCCAACUACCCUCCAGGGUUGGGGUUUUGACAGAAGGUAGAGACAGGCCACAAAAAUUUAAGGUGAACCCCCUCCCCCCCCCAAGACAAGUAAAAUGACUAAAAAUGAGACGUGGACAUCCCCUUACAAUAGUGGCUGGUGAUUCCAAAGAGUAAAGCACUGUUGAUUGUGUGAGAAAGAUCCUUGCGAUCAGAGAAAUACUUUGUAUAUGUUCCAUUGUAAAACUUGUACAUUUUAUUUAUAUUGUCUGUUUUUUACACACAUUACUCUGUAGUGAGCUCUGAAUACAUUGAAAAUGCACUAUAUUUUUCUAUCUCACUUGCAGAAGAUAAUAUCACCCCACUGAUUUCAGUUGUACAUAAUUUCUCAUUUAGGACCAAAGAUGGCUUAUAGGUUUUCCAUUCAAAUAUGUAUUUCAAUUCAUUGUCUCAUUUAGUUUAUGUACAGUAAUAUGAAUUGUCAAUUUAUUAUUUAUUUUUACUGUGACGAGAGUAUUGAGAUAUUCAUUGGUCAAAAGUAUUUUCCCCAACAGCUGAACUGUAAAAUCCUUUACCUAGACAUCUUCGUGUUACAUAGACAUUUUUUUUUCCUUUUUUGCUUUGUAAUCUUUGUAAUAGACUGUACAUAUAUUUUUGAAAAUAUAAUACAAACUCUACAGAAA